Messenger RNA from Phalaenopsis equestris, 246 nucleotides. Its product is annotated as protein transport protein Sec61 subunit beta. NCBI's taxonomy places the organism in Eukaryota, Viridiplantae, Streptophyta, Magnoliopsida, Asparagales, Orchidaceae. The transcript has a single exon. The record is from RefSeq and is a predicted model, not a curated record. Bases 1 to 246 code for a protein of 81 amino acids. Gene Ontology annotation, biological process: intracellular protein transport. Gene Ontology annotation, cellular component: Sec61 translocon complex; endoplasmic reticulum membrane.
AUGGUCUCGAUUGGAGAAGCUCCAACAAGAGGCAGUGCAGCAGCCACUGCUAGUUUGCGUAGGCGGAGAACAGGUGGCGGCGGUGCUUCUGCAGGAGGAGCUGCACAAAAAAUGCUACAGUUCUACACCGAUGACAAUAUUGGCCUCAAGAUAUCUCCCAACACUGUGCUUAUCAUGAGUGUGGGAUUCAUCGUUGUUGUUGCAUUGAUGCAUGUGUUUGCUAAGUUGUAUCUGGUUGGCACCUAA